CAUGACAAGAAAACAAUCAUGAUACAUUAUUUCAAACAUUUCAUCCGACUUUGACUUCUGUCUGUGGAAAUGGCACAACAUCAUCCACUACUGUUAUUUCUCCAGACUCUCUUGCUGUUCUUUUCUAUUGUGGAUAACGUUACACCUGUAUUAUCAGAUGGAUGGAUGCAUGCACAUGCAGAAGACAAACUCUUUAAAAAACUCUUCAUGGGUUACAAUAAAUGGUCCAGACCUGUGCGAAACAUCAGUGACGUAGUUAUCAUCAAGUUCGGCCUCUCCAUCGCCCAGCUUAUUGAUGUGGAUGAGAAGAAUCAGAUGAUGACGACAAAUGUUUGGCUAAAGCAGGAAUGGAACGAUUAUAAAUUGCGCUGGAACCCCUCUGAUUUUGAUAAUGUAACAUCUAUCAGAGUCCCAUCUGAGAUGAUUUGGGUCCCUGACAUUGUCCUGUAUAAUAAUGCUGAUGGUGAGUUUGCCGUGACUCAUAUGACCAAAGCCCAUUUGUUUUACACGGGGAAGGUGAGCUGGAUUCCUCCAGCCAUCUAUAAGAGUUCCUGCAGUAUCGAUGUCACCUUCUUCCCAUUUGACCAGCAAAACUGCAAGAUGAAGUUCGGCUCCUGGACGUAUGACAAGGCUAAAAUCGAUCUCGAGCAAAUCGAGAACACGGUUGACUUAAAGGACUACUGGGAAAGCGGAGAAUGGGCCAUCGUGAACGCUGUGGGAACGUACAACACGAAAAAAUACGACUGCUGUCACGAGAUCUACCCAGACAUCACCUACUUCUUCAUCAUCCGCCGUCUGCCCCUGUUUUACACCAUCAACCUCAUCAUUCCCUGUCUGCUCAUCUCCUGUUUGACUGUACUGGUGUUUUAUUUACCGUCAGACUGUGGAGAGAAGAUCACCUUGUGUAUUUCCGUUCUUCUUUCCCUCACCGUCUUCCUCCUGCUGAUCACAGAGAUCAUUCCUUCAACGUCGCUGGUCAUUCCUCUGAUCGGCGAGUAUCUUCUCUUCACCAUGAUCUUCGUCACCCUCUCAAUAGUCAUUACUGUAUUUGUGCUGAAUGUACACCAUCGUUCUCCCUGCACGCAUAAAAUGCCCCGCUGGGUUCAUUCGGUGUUUCUGAAUCUAAUCCCUCGCUGGCUUUUCAUGCGCCGCCCAGAACCCAAUCACAAGCCCCACCGGUUCUUCUUCAUGCAGGAGAAGAGCAAGACGCCGGACCUCAGCACAUCCAAAAGCUGGAUCCACCAGGAGAUGGACGGGAGGGGUUGUCAGGACAUGGAGUUUGGAGUCAGGAUGGAGAGACCCAAUUCCGUUUCAUCCCCAUCUGCAACAUCUCUGCAUUUGUCUGACUCUGAACCUUUACUCCAGAAGUAUGAGCUCCAGCAGUUAGGACACGUGGUGAACUCCUGCCAGUGUCCAGCAGACUUUACUAACAUUGUGUCAGAGCGAACGGUAACCUUCUCUCCAUGUGUGCUUCGAGCCUUGGAUGGGGUCAGAUACAUCGCUGAUCAUCUGCGAGCUGAGGAAGAAGAUUUUUCAGUCAAGGAGGACUGGAAAUAUGUAGCAAUGGUGAUUGAUCGAAUCUUCCUGUGGAUGUUCAUCAUUGUGUGUCUGUUGGGAACGGUCGGCCUCUUUCUGCCUCCCUGGUUAUCAGGAAUGAUCUGA
Molecule: messenger RNA, 1662 nt
Organism: Paramisgurnus dabryanus
Lineage: Eukaryota; Metazoa; Chordata; Actinopteri; Cypriniformes; Cobitidae
Gene: chrna2a
Product: cholinergic receptor, nicotinic, alpha 2a (neuronal)
Biological process (GO): monoatomic ion transmembrane transport
Cellular component (GO): postsynaptic membrane
Molecular function (GO): transmembrane signaling receptor activity; acetylcholine-gated monoatomic cation-selective channel activity
Source: RefSeq, a predicted model, not a curated record